GUUGAUGUGUAAAACACUCUCAGUAUCGGAUGGGUCUCAUCACCGGCAGCCGCUCCAUUUUCACCUCGACCCCGAACCAGCGCGAGUCCCCCUCGUCCCCCUCGAAAAACGGCUCGCUCGGGCCCCGCGUGGUGAAUUCUUAACCUCAAUCAGCAAACGCAACACGUUCGAUCAGUUAAAUUUUAAAUCUCCACGUUUGAGCGUUUGACUGAUGCCAGUCUCCGGAGCCGCGGUUUUGUUUUACCUCAUCAUCAAGUACAAAGUCAAAGCUGGCGGUGCUGUGCCGUAAAAUGUGAGGCGGGUUGCGUCGGGGUUGGCGAAGUGAGCACGUGCGAUUCGGUUAGCGCUCGCUGGAACAUGUGUGACGCGGAGUGAGCUGUGUGGCGUGCGGCGGUCUCUGACACUGGAAUGACGCGCGGGGCUGAGCCGGGAUAUUAGAUUCUUCACUGGUUUCCACCCGGAUCGAGAUGGAGGAGCCAAUCUCCGGCGCCAGAAAUGAAUGUAGUUGUUAAGGGACUCUCAGAUUCAAGUGAUGACUUGGACGUUCCAAUACGAAAAUCAAGAGCAGGUGGAAGUAGAAACUGUUUCAUUAGAUUUUUAAAAAGAGCCUGGGAGAGAAUGAGUGGGAGUACGUCCUCGGAAGAGGCAGAAUAUCCAGAAUUUGUAGAUCUUCAAAUUGAAGUUGAAGAGAUAGCGACAACGCAGCCGCGAUAUCGGCCGAACAGUCUCAAAGGUCUGUGUCAAGGCACUCGCUUUACUGAAGCAGAACUCAAACACAUUUACCGGAAUUUGAAAGGGGAGUGUCCAUCAGGAGUCAUUAAUGAGGAGGCUUUCAAGAACAUUUACUCGAAAUUUUUCCCAAACGGUGCUACUAUGUCCAACUUGUACGCGCAUCACGUAUUUAACUCAUUUGAUUUGAAUAAAACUGGAUACCUUAAUUUUGAGAUUUUGAUUCACGGCUUAUCUACGCUACUUCGUGGAACAACGGACGAGAAACUUCGGUGGAUAUUUUCCUUAUACGACGUGAAAAAGGACGGGUACCUGACUCGAGAUGAAGUGUCAAGCAUCGUCGGGUCGGUUUUUGAACUCUCGGGCUUUCGAAUUGUGGAGCCCACGCCAGAAGUACAAGCAGCCAUAUCAGAUCGCACUGACUUCAUAUUUCAGAAACUGGAUCUUGACAAGGAUGGUAUAGUCACUCUCGACGAAUUUCUCCGGAGCUGCAAGAAUGACGACACGAUACGCAAGUCUCUGUAUUCAUUUCACACAGUCUUUUAAACUGAGCUCUUGGAUUUGUUGGAAUCUCCGAUAUCUCAAAACUCGUUCCCUUAAUGGGAAAUUUGUAUUUAAUUUUUGAAAUACUCAGCAAAUUUUCUAGGGUAUGUUUUUCAAUUUUGUUGACUUUGUUAUGCAUUGUUCGUGUAAUAUUUAAUAUUCUGUGAUGUAUAAAGUUCUUUUUACAAUAAA
Messenger RNA from Bemisia tabaci, 1464 nucleotides. RefSeq names its product A-type potassium channel modulatory protein KCNIP1. Gene Ontology annotation, molecular function: calcium ion binding. Lineage: Eukaryota; Metazoa; Arthropoda; Insecta; Hemiptera; Aleyrodidae. The record is from RefSeq and is a predicted model, not a curated record.